This is a messenger RNA of Volvox carteri f. nagariensis, 1146 nucleotides long. RefSeq lists its product as uncharacterized. The transcript has 6 exons. Gene Ontology annotation, molecular function: methenyltetrahydrofolate cyclohydrolase activity; methylenetetrahydrofolate dehydrogenase (NADP+) activity. The record is from RefSeq and is a predicted model, not a curated record. The coding region runs from base 1 to 1146 and encodes 381 amino acids. NCBI's taxonomy places the organism in Eukaryota, Viridiplantae, Chlorophyta, Chlorophyceae, Chlamydomonadales, Volvocaceae. Gene Ontology annotation, biological process: tetrahydrofolate interconversion. Gene Ontology annotation, cellular component: cytosol.
AUGUGCACCAGCUCUUCUGCCAGCAGUACGAUCUGGGCUCCUCAUUUGCAUCGGAUACACGUGAUCUUGCACCCUCACUGCUGGCCCACUACGGAUUUGCGAGGACUACCAACUCUACGCUUCCGCUUUGCCAGUCGACCCGCCAGGACAUUUCUAGCGCUCUCGGAAAAGCACAACCACACAGCGACAAACUGCCAUGGCCCUCAGCUGCCAUCACCGUCAAUCGGCUGCCGGCCGCGCAGGGGCCCCCACGCGCGGCUCAUUGAUGGCAAAGCCAUUGCCGACACAAUCCGCAGUGAAAUUGCCGCCGAGGUUGCGGCCAUGAAGCAGCAGUACGGCCUAACGCCUGGCCUUGCUGUCGUACUGGUGGGUUCACGGAAGGACAGCGAGACAUACGUACGGAGUAAGAAGAAAGCGUGCGCGGAGGUGGGCUUCGACUCGUACGGCACGGACCUGCCGGCUGACGUGUCCGAGGAGGAGCUCCUCAAGGUUGUUGAGUCGUACAACGCCGACCCGCGGGUCCAUGGCAUCCUGGUUCAGCUGCCGUUGCCCAAGCAUAUUUCGGAGAAGCGCAUCCUGGACGCCAUCUCCAUCGACAAGGACGUGGACGGGUUCCACCCCCUCAACAUCGGGUCGCUGGCCAUGAGGGGCCGGGACCCGCUGUUUGUGCCCUGUACGCCAAAGGGCUGCAUCGAGCUGUUGGAGCGCAUGAAGGUCCCCAUUUCUGGUCGCAGGGCGUGUGUCAUCGGCCGGUCCAACAUCGUGGGUAUGCCCGCGGCCCUGCUCCUCCAGCGCCGCGACGCAACCGUCACAAUGGUCCACUCCAAGACACCCGACGCGCAGCGCAUCUGCUCCGAGGCCGACAUCGUCAUCGCCGCGUGCGGUGUGGCGGAGAUGGUGACGGGGGACUGGAUCAAGCCGGGGGCAGUGGUGAUCGAUGUGGGCAUCAACGCCAAGGACGACCCCACCGCGAAGAAGGGCUACAGGCUGGUGGGGGAUGUGGAGUUUGCGGGCGCGGCGGCCAAGGCCUCCCUGAUCACACCGGUACCCGGGGGCGUGGGGCCCAUGACGAUUGCGAUGUUGUUGCAGAAUACGCUGGAGGGCGCGCGGCGGGCGGCUAAGGGGGAGUCGGCCGGGAAGCACUGA